CCCGGGGAUGGGGAGAGCGCUCUGAGCCCGCGCCCCAGGGACGGGGAAGGAGGAGACAAGCGGGGCCAGGAGUGAAGAGCAUCAGAAGAGGGGGAGCAGAAGGGAAGGCGGUGGAGAGAUGAUUGCUGAGUUGGUGAGCAGCGCCCUGGGGCUCGUCUUGUAUCUCAACACCCUGAGUGCGGAUUUCUGCUACGAUGACAGCCGAGCUAUCAAGACUAAUCAGGAUCUUCUCCCAGAAACGCCAUGGACCCACAUAUUCUACAAUGAUUUUUGGGGGACUCUUCUUACCCAUAGUGGCAGCCACAAGUCCUAUAGGCCACUCUGUACCCUUUCUUUCCGCUUUAAUCACGCCAUUGGAGGCUUGAACCCCUGGAGCUACCAUCUUGUCAAUGUUCUGCUGCAUGCAGCAGUCACCGGCCUCUUCACAAGCUUCUCCAAGAUUCUCCUCGGCGAUGGACACUGGACCUUCAUUGCAGGCCUGAUGUUUGCAUCCCACCCAAUUCACACAGAAGCAGUGGCGGGCGUCGUGGGAAGGGCCGAUGUGGGCGCCAGCUUCUUCUUCCUGCUCUCUUUGCUGUGUUAUGUGAAGCACUGCUCCACCAGAGGCUACUCAUUGAGCACCUGGGGCUGGUUCCUAGGGACAGGACUCUGCGCUGGGUGCAGUAUGUUGUGGAAGGAACAAGGUGUGACUGUAUUGGCCGUGUCGGCGGUUUACGAUGUCUUUGUCUUUCACAGACUGAAAAUGGACCAGAUCGUACCUUCUAUUUACAAAAGAAAGAAUGUGCCUCUUUUCCUCAGUGUCGGUUUGCUAACUUUUUGGGGAACCUCACUUCUGGGAGCCCGCCUAUACUGGAUGGGGAACAAGCCACCAAGCUUCUCCAAUUCAGAUAACCCUGCAGCUGAUUCAGACAGCAUCACGGCACGCACUUUGACCUUCCUUUACUUGCCAACCAAGAACCUCUGGUUGUUGUUAUGCCCAGAUACUCUCAGCUUUGAUUGGUCCAUGGAUGCGGUACCGUUGAUAAAAACCAUCUGUGACUGGAGAAACCUCCACACUGUGGCCUUCUAUACUGGACUCUUUCUCCUCUCCUACUUCAGCCUGAGGACCCCAAGCUCCAACAGACAGUGCAAUGGGAAAGCCGUCGCCAAUGGCAAGCAGAAUGCGAAUGGGCAUGGCUGCCACCCAGACGCAGAGUACCGGGAGUCAGAGCCUAAGCCCAGCUUUGCAGAGAAAGCCGAGAAUGGCAUUAAAAACCACAUCCCCCAGCGGUCACCGCUUCCUUCCACAGAGAACAUUGUUGUUCUUUCGCUCUCUUUGCUAAUAGUUCCCUUCGUCCCAGCCACCAAUCUGUUUUUCUAUGUCGGCUUUGUAAUCGCAGAGCGUGUGCUGUAUAUUCCUAGUAUGGGCUUCUGCCUUUUAAUUACAGUAGGUGCCAGAGCCCUUUACGUCAAAGCCCAAAAGCGCUUUCUCAAGAGUUUGAUUUUCUACGCCACAGGUGCACUAAUUGUUUUUUAUGGACUCAAGACUGCCAUCAGGAAUGGAGACUGGCAGAACGAGGAGAUGCUGUAUAGGUCAGGGAUAAAAGUCAACCCAGCCAAAGCAUGGGGUAACCUUGGAAAUGUCCUCAAGAGCCAGAGCAAGAUUUCAGAAGCCGAGAACGCCUAUAGAAAUGCUUUGUACUACCGCAGCAACAUGGCAGAUAUGCUCUAUAAUCUAGGGUUAUUACUACAGGAGAACAGCCGGUUCAAAGAAGCCUUGCAUUACUAUAAACUGGCGAUUGGUAGCAGACCUACAUUAGCUUCUGCAUAUUUAAAUACUGGCAUUAUUCUCAUGAACCAAGGGAAGACUGAAGAAGCCCGCCGUACAUUCAUAAAAUGUUCAGAGAUCCCUGAUGAAAACUUGAAGGAUCCUCAUACCCAUAAGAGCUCUGUUACCAGUUGCCUUUAUAAUUUGGGAAAACUCUAUCAUGAACAAGGUCGCUAUGAGGAAGCACUUAGCGUCUAUAAGGAAGCCAUUCAGAAAAUGCCCCGGCAAUUUGCUCCUCAGAGCUUGUACAACAUGAUGGGUGAAGCCUACCUAAGGCUGAGCAAACUUCCAGAGGCAGAACAUUGGUAUGUGGAAUCCUUGAGAUCCAAGACUGACCAUAUCCCUGCUCAUCUCACCUAUGGAAAACUCUUGGCCUUAACAGGCCGUAAGAAUGAAGCUGAAAAAUUCUUCUUGAAGGCGAUUCAGCUGGAUCCCACCAGAGGCAACUGUUAUAUGCAUUAUGGCCCAUUCCUUCUAGAAGAAGCUCGGAUCAUGGAGGCAGCUGAGAUGGCCCAGAAAGCAGCAGAACUGGACAGCCAUGAAUUUGACGUUGUCUUCAAUGCAGCCCACAUGCUCAGACAAGCUAACCUCAAUGAAGCAGCUGAGAAAUAUUAUGAACUGGCAGCCAGUUUGAGACCUAAUUAUCCGGCUGCCCUGAUGAAUCUUGGAGCCAUUCUUCAUCUCAAUGGCAGGCUUCUCAAAGCUGAGGCCAACUACCUGCGGGCCCUUCAGCUGAAACCUGAUGAUGUCAUCACCCGGUCUAACCUCCGAAAACUGUGGAACAUCAUGGAAAAACAGGGAUUAAAGACUUCUAAGACAUGACCCAGGAGGCUAGGAACGUUUUCUCUUUUUGAUUCUAAGUCUACUUAAGGAAAAAAACAAAAAACAAAAAACGGAACAGGACUUCCAGGAGGUGGUGUGACAGGAACUCCCAAUGGACCUCAUGCUCAAGGGCAGUGGUCAUCAUGGCUUCAGGGAAGAUCUAGUCUUGCCUUUGGCACCGAAUUUAUGCCAAAAAGGGAAAUGGUGGGAACCUCAUGAAGGAUUUAACCGUCAUCCAUCAAAAACAAAUUCAAUCAGAGCGCUUAAAGCCGAAUAUUUUGGUCUCAAAAAAAUAGGAAUCUGAGUUCGAAUUUUGCUGGUUUUCUAUUCAAAUUCUGAAAAUGAGCUUGUUUCUUCAGCACUGUGAGAGGACGUCACAGCACCCAUCCAUCCACAGGAAGACAAACAUGGUUAAGAUAGUAACCUGAGGUAUUUGUAGAGACUGUAACUGAUGAAAAUUGAGAUGAAAUCCUAACCUAUUUGCAGUCAGUUCUAUUGCUGCUGUGUCUCUCCUUAGGGCAGGCUGCUUAUCAAUUUCAGAGGCUUACGGAACUAUUUUUUGAUAUGUUAGGAUCUGUCAGACUCUUGCAGUUCCUUCUUGACAAGUGUACAUCAUAUUUUUUUAUUAUUUUGAUGUCACUAGCUUCACUAUUCUGAGCAGUGCUUGCUUUGCCUGUCCUAGAAACAAUAAGCAAUAUAUAGCUAAUCAUGCAUCCCCCUGAGGUUGUAACAGGGCGAAAGACAUCACAUGUCAUGCAUUUUUUUUAUUUCAAUGGUAAACAAAUUAUCACCAACUUUUUUUUCCCCAAAAAAUAUUUUAGAUCAGGCAGUGUAAUGGGAUUGUUAUACUUUCUAAAAAUUAUUAUUCUUAAUUUUCAAAACUUUUCCCCAGAAGAAAUACAAUAAAAAGUAAAAAAAAAAACAAAACUACCCAUUCAGAAUUCAGCCUGAAACAACAACUUAGUGAUAGCAAAAUUUACAAGUAUUCUAAUCAUAAACUAACCAGCAGUUAUUGGGGGGGGCGGGGCGCUAAGGAAUGUGUUUAGUCCCUCCCGGAAGAGGUUCCUUUUUAAAAAAUGAUUAGACCAAGAGGCUUGAGUAAUGAGAGUUCCCAGUUGCAUAGCAUUUGGGACAGUGGGGUCUAAUAGCUGUUUCGUUCUCGACUAUAUGACCAACAGCUAUGCUGUUGCAUCUUUGUAGCUUGGAUUUAUCCUACCAAGUUGUUAUUAUAUUCUUCCUGAAUGACUUCAUAAAAGUAAUUUAUUUGGAGCUGCAGUGUUGUGGAGCCAUAGCCCAUAUUUUUCUAGGUCAUUUGCCAAACACUCUCCUUCGUUCAGAAGCACCAUCUUUUGUGAGCAAAUUUGCCAUUUCCUUUAAUUACCUGUCAGUGGCUACUUUGGUGCUCACUCCAGAAGAGCUUUGGCUUUUAAUGUGAAGUGUGGGAGAUCAUUGACAGAUGCUCCCCACAAGUCACAUUUCUACUCUGAUACUAAAACUCAACUUGGUAAAACAUCAUCCCAUUACAACUACUUCUUGGAGAAAGUACCUGUACAAUGCUAUAUGUAUUUAUUUAUUUAUUAUUUGAUCAGAGUGAAAACAAAAUGAAACAAUAAAAACUUUUGUUAAGCCAGUUCUCUGCAAAUUAGAUUAGGUUUUUUUUUUGUCCUUUGCUUUAUCUUUCACAUUUCAUUUUUACAUGAUUACUAAAAGGGAAAUGGGACAUCCGUAUAACUUGUUGUACAUUGUCUCCAAACACCAUAUUUUUUUUUUAAAUUUCUUUUCUUUUUUUGUUUUUGACUAGGUAGGAGAGCACAGUAAGAUAAAUCAUUUUAAUGUACUCUUCUUAUGGCAUUAUUUUUUCUUAAGCUUGGUAAGGCCAAAUUGUAUGAGCAUUUUCUGAAUAGGGUUACUAUGAGGGCCCUUUCAAAGAAAGUAUGUGAAUAAUCCUGAAGAAUAUUGAGAUAAAAUGGUCAAAAAAUGAAUGACUGUCAAAUCACAGUGUUGUCUUAAUGAGGCAUGGAAACCCGAGGUAAAACUAAGAUGGUGGGUGGAAAUAUAUUUUUCUUCUGCCACUGCUUCAUGGCAAUUUUUUUUUAAAAAAAAAGUGAAUUUAAUAUAAAGAUAUGAAUGAAUUCAAUGUUUAACUGUGGUAUUUAUUUAAAAUGGCUAUUGAACUUUGGUGGCUUCCUGGUCAUAACCCUUCACUGUCUUUUUUUUGUUCUUCUUUUCAAAUUGUUGGUUUUUAAGAAUGUCCAUUGAUCACCCGCUAGAGUCACUCCAAGUUGACGUAGCAUCUAAGUAGCAUUGUGGACUGGAUCUGUGUCAAAAGAUGUGAGGAUGUUGAAGAAUGUCCCUGAUGCUUUCUAGUUACAGGGCUGGGCUCGAUAACUAACCAACUUUGGGGGGAAAGAAGUUAAAACAUGAUCAACAAAUAUGUGUCUCUGCUCAGGGAUUUAUGGUGGAUUAUUGCAGACAGUGCUAAAAAUAAAUAAAUAAAGAGCACAAGACAAGUUUACUAAAUUAAAAUUUUAUUUUUUGAGAAACUGUUAUUUGUAUAAAUUAUCAAGAUUUGUAGGCUUUCCUUUUGUAGAAAUAAUUGUUUUAUGUGCCAGA
Molecule: messenger RNA, 5242 nt
Organism: Vombatus ursinus (common wombat)
Lineage: Eukaryota; Metazoa; Chordata; Mammalia; Diprotodontia; Vombatidae
Gene: TMTC2
Product: transmembrane and tetratricopeptide repeat containing 2
Exons: 13
Coding region: 119-2629 (836 amino acids)
Biological process (GO): protein O-linked glycosylation via mannose
Cellular component (GO): endoplasmic reticulum membrane
Molecular function (GO): mannosyltransferase activity; protein binding
Source: RefSeq, a predicted model, not a curated record